AUGGUAAAUUUUUAUGGAUUGACAAUUAAGAAUGAUUAUGAUAAAAAAAAUAAAAAAAAAGAUAUAAUCAUUUUUAGUUUAAUUGUUAUUAUUUUUAUUUUGAUAAUAUUAUUUGUACUAUUUUUUGUUAAAUUUUAUAAUAAAAAAUCAGAUGGAUGUAAAGAUGGAUUGGUACCAUUGAUAUAUAAAGAUACUUCUGAAUUUAUUCAAUGUCAUAAGAAUGCGACGUAUGAUUCAUGUUCUUUUAUUAGUCAAAAUGAACUUGUUGAAUGUAGUAAAAAUGGAUAUAAGAAAUUAAAUGUAUGUUGUGGUUCACCAGAAUUAUUAAUACAAAUUCUAACAACAAUUUCAAUAGGACAUUUUAAUUCAUUGGGAAAAAGAAAAAUUGAAGAGGACAAUAAAAUAAUACCUAAUAUUUCUGAAGGAUUGGUAAACAAUAUUAAUGGUAAUACAAAAAAUAAUGAACAUUUAAUACCAUUUAUGGAUGAUUUAAUUAAAGUUAAAUCAAAUUAUCUCAACAAUCCAGAAAGUGUAAUUUCAACAAGUACAGAAAAUUUCUUUGAUUCAAAGAAAUUUGUAAAUAGACUUAAUUACCCAACAAACUACGAUGCAGAAAAUAAUUUAUUUUUGCAAAAAAAGGAAAAUUCUAUAAAAAUAGAUAUAGAUGAUGAAGAUUUAAAUUUAAAAAUUGGUAAAAAUGGGGAGGAAAAAGAAAAUUCUAUGAUAUUUGAAGUAGAAACAGGUCCCGUACUAUCUAUUUUAUCAAAUGGAUUAUAUUAUCCUGGAAAUAUAACAAAUUUAUGGUAUAUUGAAACAUCUGUAGUAUUAUUAAAAGAAGAUACUUGUACUGUAAUAGUUAAUACAGGAAUGCCACACCAAAAAAAUGAUAUAAAAGAUUCUUUAAUUUCAAAGAAUAUUUUUGAAAAUGAAAUUAAUUAUACUAUUAUAACGAAUAGCCUUAUUUUUUUUAUAGGAAAUAUUGAAUUAUUUCCAAGUCAAAAUUUGGUUUUAGAAACAAAUUUAGCUAAUAAAGAUGCUGUUAUGUCAAUUUUAUGGUAUGAAAUGCCUCUUUAUAAAUUAUGUUCACCAAAUCUUUCAAUAAUUAAAACCCCUGGGGUAACUGAUAAUAGUAUUACUGUUGUUGCUAAGAACGUCCCUGGUAUGGGUACAGUUGCUGUAGGAGGAAGUCUUUUUUUUUCUGAUAAAAAUCUAUUUAAAAUUGAGAGAAACUUUAUUCAAAAUGAUACUGCUUUACUUAACUCCCGUAAAAAGAUAGUUUGUCUUUCAGAUUGGAUUGUUCCGGCUUAUGGAAAUCCUGUUAUAGUAACUAAAAAAAUGAAAUAUGAUAUGAGUUGUUAG
Strongyloides ratti is the source of this 1359-nucleotide messenger RNA. RefSeq lists its product as hypothetical. The record is from RefSeq and is a predicted model, not a curated record. The transcript has 4 exons. NCBI's taxonomy places the organism in Eukaryota, Metazoa, Nematoda, Chromadorea, Rhabditida, Strongyloididae. The coding region runs from base 1 to 1359 and encodes 452 amino acids.